AGAAGCGCUCGUGUUCAGGAGUUGUGUUCAGUACUGUUCGGACGGCCCAUGCGCUGGAGCGAGAGCUCGCCUUUCAAACCUCCGCAAGAAACACUCAGGAUAUGUACUUUCCCAGUUAGAGUACAAAUUACUUUCAACUUUUCGUUUUGUUGAUCUCAAUUUUCACUGAUAAUGGCAACGGCACGUUUUCGCGUUGUAUUUUUUAUCUCCGUCCUGGGCCUCGUGACGGCAUCUGAUUCACCCUGGUCACCGGAUGAAGACAGGAACAAAACAUCUCGCCAGCGUUCUUGCACAGAGAACCAGGAGUACCUACAUGACAACAUGUGUUGCAAGAACUGUGAAGCUGGUACGCAUGUGAAAACGCCCUGCGUCCGGGAUUCUGAGAUGGGCACAUGUGAGCCCUGCGAGCCCAGUACCUUCACAGAGCACUCCAGUGGGAUGGACCGGUGCCUUCAGUGCAAGCAGUGUCGCAAGGAUGAGCAGAUGGUAGCGGCGUGCACUCGCACCAGGGACACGCAGUGUCAGUGCAAACCCGGCACAUUCUGCGUGCCGGAACAGGCCUGCGAAGUAUGCAAGAAGUGCACCCGGUGUAAGGCGGAUGAGGAGACGGUGAUUGAGUGCACAAGCACCUCCAACACAGUGUGCCAGAAAAGAGACAGCUCUUUGCCUGCCCAGCCCACCCCCACGACUGAACCGCCUGGUUCAGGGAAAGGACCUUCUCUACUUUUAUUACUACUGCUGUUGUUUAUACCGCUUGCAAUAUUUGGAGGCAUCCUUUUUUGGCGGAGAAAGAAACAAUCACGCCAAAACCCAGUUACUCGAAGUCAUGAGUGUGACAUGGUAAAAAUUCAAAUGACCAGCACAAGCGAACAGACGACAGAGGAGAAGCAGAACAACCACAACGCCAGGAGGGAAGAGCCCAGCCAGGAAGAAACGCCCCUGUUGGUGGAGACGCGGCCGCUCGCCAAGCCUGUUGCCGCAGAGGACGAGGAUAAAGGCCUGGGAGACAGCUUACCCAAUACCACCAGCUCAUCUCAGACCAGUCUGUCUGCCCUGCAGACGGUGCCCUCCUCCAGCAGCACCCCCCGCAACAGCCCAGAGCCACAGCGGCAGCUGGACUCAAAGGGUGAGUUUCAGCGCAGGAGACUUAUUCCCUUGAAGGGUGAAGAAUCCUUGAAGAAAAGUUUUGACCUUUUUGAACAAUUCCUGGACGUUAAGAUCCAUAAUAGGUUCUUCAGAAGUAUAGGACUCAGUGAUAAUCUUAUAAAAAACUCCUUGAACACUCAUCCUGAAGACAGGGUUUAUGACCUUCUCAAAGCCUGGAUGCAGCGGGAAGGGCUAAGUGCUGACAUUAAUGACCUUAUUGAUGUAUUGUUUAAUUUAGAUCAGAAAUUUUCAGCAGAACAUAUAAUUUGUAAGGCAGUUGAAAAUAAAUAUUAUAAGUAUGAUGAGGAUUGCUGUUAACUAAUACGGCUGUAUUGCUACUUGAAAAAAAGAGGGAUGAGUAGGGUUCCGCUAUCAGAAUGGGGCCUUUCUUAUACGUAAAACAACCUCAGGUAUGAGUCCUUGGUGGAAAUGAGGAAGCGUUGGCCUCUCCUCAUAUUCACACGAGGGCUGGUGCACGUAACUCACUGUCCAUUGCAGUUGGUUCUUUCACUGUGUAUAAAGAACUCGAUGUACACUGGUUUGAAAUGAAAUGCCACACUUGUGGCCUUCUUUUUUUGUGCCCUGAAUAUACUUGACUAUUUAACAUGUAGAAACAUCUGCAUUUAGACAAUAGGAAGUGUCAGUGUAUUGUUCUAUUUGAUGAUAUUUCAGCAGUGUUUGGACGACUUGAUCUCAAAAGUACGUCUGUGAGCAUGAGAGAUGUCUCCAGAAUCUUUUGUGGACAGAGUUGGAACAAAAAACAAAUUCUUUACAUGUAUUUGUCUUUAGUGAAAGAAGGUGUUUGUUGUGUGUGGUUUUUUUUUUUUUUUUUUUAAACAUUUCUGCUUGUCUCAAACUUGGUUUUUAGUUCAUGUGUGUAUAUCUGAAGAAAAUUGGUUGAAUGAAAAGCUAUUUAUCUUAAAAUUUCUAUGAUUUUAUUUUAAAUUGUAGGGGAAAUAAACUUUCAGUUACAAAAUUUAUUGCUUCAGCUCAGUCAGGUGCAUUCUAUGUGGUUGCUGUGAAUUGAGCAGAUUAAAAAGAAGCUGGUUUAGUACCCCAUUAAGAGUUACACACUCAACACGUCAUUUCCUGACAGGUAUUUCUACUAAAUUGAAUACAUAAAUGCGUCCACAUUCAUGGUACCGUAAAUGUAAAGAAAUACUUUUCUUAGCUCAAAAGACUGGAAGAAUAUCUUCUUCAACAUAUAA
Messenger RNA from Scleropages formosus (Asian bonytongue), 2354 nucleotides. RefSeq names its product tumor necrosis factor receptor superfamily, member a (gene tnfrsfa). Gene Ontology annotation, molecular function: protein binding. The transcript is spliced from 10 exons. Lineage: Eukaryota; Metazoa; Chordata; Actinopteri; Osteoglossiformes; Osteoglossidae. The coding region runs from base 172 to 1464 and encodes 430 amino acids. The record is from RefSeq and is a predicted model, not a curated record. Gene Ontology annotation, biological process: positive regulation of apoptotic process; TRAIL-activated apoptotic signaling pathway. Gene Ontology annotation, cellular component: plasma membrane; cell surface.